This is a messenger RNA of Nothobranchius furzeri (turquoise killifish), 3141 nucleotides long. RefSeq names its product protein EFR3 homolog B. Gene Ontology annotation, cellular component: plasma membrane. NCBI's taxonomy places the organism in Eukaryota, Metazoa, Chordata, Actinopteri, Cyprinodontiformes, Nothobranchiidae. The record is from RefSeq and is a predicted model, not a curated record. Gene Ontology annotation, biological process: protein localization to plasma membrane.
UGACCCUGUUGGAUGAUGCAGUUGAAGUGCUCUUCGUACAUCAGCAGAGGGAGCUCCUGCACAUAGCAGCAGCCUGAUGAUGAUGAUGAGGAGGAGGAGCAUCAGGAGGAGGUGCAGAGGUUUUUAAACUUUCAUGUGAGUCAGGAACCAGCUGCUGCAGCCGGAUGCUUGUGGAGCUUUAUGUGGAGCAGCAGAUCGAUCACGCUGAUUAUUGAUUGGAGCUCAGCUGAUGUUACAUAAACAGCUGUUGGAGGGAAGCAGCUGCAGCAGGUAGGAGCUUCGUGGACUUUCAACACUUUACAGAAGCUUUUCCCACCAGGAUCGGAGCAGCUUCUUACAAGCAGGUUAAGAAGAAGACAACAGGGAGGAUUUCCCUUCCUCCUCCUGUUCCAAGACUCAUCCCAGUGAUGCCGGGGACUCUCCCCAGAUUUCCCAGCAUGCCGCGGGGGGUGACCAUGCCGGCCCUGGUCAGUUCUCUGCCCCGAAGCAUCAACCCCCCCAGCCUUCCCCGAGGAAUCACCAUGCCCAGUCUGCCCACUCUCCCCAGCUUUCCCAGCAUCCCCCGGGGCCUGACCAUCCCCAGCUUGCCCAGGGUCAUCGUCAUGCCGACCGUACCUGAAGCUCCUCGACGGCUGCUGCAGGACUGCUGCUCCGUGUUCGACCACCAAACCUCAGGAGGUCUGUGCGGGUGCUGCUGGGCGCUACGCCCUCGCUACAAACGGCUGGUCGACAACAUCUUCCCAGAAAACCCAGAAGACGGGCUGGUCAAGGCCAACAUGGAGAAGCUGACGUUCUUCGCUCUGUCAGCUCCAGAGAAACUGGACAGGAUCGCUGCUUACCUGUCAGAGCGUCUGACCAGAGAGCUGAAUCGCCAUCGAUACGGGUAUGUCUGCAUCGCCAUGGAGGCGAUGGAGCAGCUGCUGCUGGCGUGUCACUGUCAGAGCAUCAACCUGCUGGUGGAGAGCUUCCUCAGCACCCUGAGGCAGCUGCUGGAGGCUGAUAGGCCACACCUCCACAUCCUGGCCACCAGCUCGUUUGUGAAGUUUGCGAACAUCGAGGAGGACACGCCGUCGUACCAUCGCAGCUACGACUUCUUCGUGUCUCGUUUCAGUCAGAUGUGUCACUCUGACCACGAAGACCCCGAAACACAAAUCAGGAUCCGGGUGUCGGGGAUCCGGGGCCUUCAGGGCGUCGUCAGGAAGACGGUGGACGACGAGCUGCAGGUCAACAUCUGGGAGCCUCGUCACAUGGAGCAGAUUGUCCCGGCUCUGCUGGUCAACCUGCAGCAGUCGGACAGCAGCAGCGGGUCUCCGGCGGAGCAGACGGAGGUGUGUUUCAGGGAGCUGCUAGGCCGAGCUGCUUAUGGUCACAUCAACAACGCCAUCAAACCCGUACUCAUGCACCUGGACAGCCACGGGCUGUGGGAGGGUCGAGGCUUCGCUGUUCGAUGUUUUCAGAUCAUCAUGUUCUCCAUCCAGUCUCAGCACUCCCACCUGGUCAUCCAGCAGCUGCUGGGCCACCUGGAUGCCAACAGCAGGAGUUCUGCGUCGGUCCGAGCCGGGAUCGUGGAGGUUCUGUCUGAAGCUGCUGUUAUCGAGGCGACCGGGUCUGUAGGACCCACCGUGUUGGAGGUGUUCAACACGCUGCUGCGUCAGCUCCGGCAGAGCGUCGACUACCAGCUGACCGGUUACUAUGACAACGCUGGGAAAUACAAAACCACCUCGAGUCAGGAGAAGACGCUGCAGGAUGCUGUCAUCAAAACAAUUGGGUCCUUCGCCAACACACUUCCUGUCUACCAGAGGUCGGAGGUUAUGCUGUUCAUCAUGGGGAAGAUUCCUGUUCCUGGUAUCUACCCUGCCCUGGGGUCUCCCAACGCCGGGUUUGAAGGUAGCAGGAUGAUCCAAGUGAUGCUGCUGAAGUCCCUCCUCCAGGUGUCAGAGCGCUAUGAGAGCAGCAACCUGUUGUCAGCGCUACCCUCCUCCUUCCUAGAGCCUCUGCUGUCCUUCACUCUAAUGGAGGAUCCAGAGAUCCGUCUACUGGUUCUCUCCAUCCUCACCUCACUCAUCGACCGCCGUCACAAUGCAAAGAAGCUCCUCCCACUCAGUGGGACGUUUGAUGUGUCAGAGUUGGACCUGAAGGAGGACCGAUGUUCCCGACAGGACAAUCUAUUCAUGAGAAAGCAUGCUCAGCGGCUCUACAGACAUGUAUAUCUGGCCUGUAAGGAGGACAGUGAGCGCAGACACUACCAGGCGCUCUUGGUGCUGCUGGCCGUUCUCAGCGUGGAACUGGUGAACGAGGAGGUUCUGGUGGACCUGAUUCAGCUGGUCCUGGCUCUGCAGGAGCUGGCUCUGUCCAAUCAGAUGAGCCUGUCAGUGUUCAGUCGCUGCAGCCUUCAUGCUGUCUGUGCUGCUUCACUCAACUUGCUCUCUCAGCUCGGCCCGCCUCCACUGCUCCAUCAGUAUGUUGCUCAGGUGAUUGAAAGUCGUCAUAAGGAGGCGCUGUACCUACUGCCUGAACACAUAUUGUGUGAUGAACCCAGACUCCCAGAGGAUGAGCUGAAGGUGGAGGAAGCCCUUAUGUUCAACCAAUCAGAGAUGUGCAAGGCUCUGGCAGGAAGCAGCUACAGCACACACAGUGACCGCCUCAACAUUCCAUACACACCUCAGUUAUCAGAUGAGGACCGUCUGUCCAGGAGGAAGAGCAUCGUGGACACGGUGUCUCUGCAGAUGGACUCGGACUUCCAGUUCAGUUCUGAUCCGCCCCAGAAACCCCAGACUGAGCAGAUCACCUUUGAGACUCUGAAGAACACCAUCGAGGACAGAGGACCCGUCGAGGAGGAGGAAAGGAGGAGGAGGAUGCAGGUGAUGGAACGGUUCCAGACGGCCCCGUUUGAGGAGAUCGCAGCUCAUUGUGGAUCCAGGAUCUCGUUGCUCUACUCCAAACUGGACCAGGUCUUUGAUCUGAUAAUCCGUCCUCCUCCGUCUCCCUCUGGACCGUCCCCUCGUCGCUCCACGCCGCUCUAUGAGAUGACGUUCCCGGACCUGUGUGUGUACUAGAGAUGCAGUGAAGAUGGAGGGCUUCAUAUUCAGUAUUCAUUUGACUCCCUGAACAUAGAACAAAGUUUUUCCUGAUUACAUUUAA